This is a messenger RNA of Aureococcus anophagefferens, 702 nucleotides long. RefSeq lists its product as hypothetical. NCBI's taxonomy places the organism in Eukaryota, Pelagophyceae, Pelagomonadales, Pelagomonadaceae. The annotation marks the transcript as partial. Gene Ontology annotation, biological process: shikimate metabolic process; chorismate biosynthetic process. The transcript has a single exon. Gene Ontology annotation, molecular function: shikimate 3-dehydrogenase (NADP+) activity. The record is from RefSeq and is a predicted model, not a curated record.
GGCCUCUCCGUGACCAUCCCCCACAAGCAGCUCGUCCAGCCCUUCCUCGACGAGCUCACGGACGCCGCCGAGGCCAUCGGCGCGGUGAACACCGUGACGCCCCGCGCGAGGACGGCGGCGAUCGACGCCGUGUCGCUCGGCGGCUCGCGGCCCGUGCUCGUCGGCGACAACACGGACUGGAUCGGCAUCUGCGCGACGCUCGAGGACGCGCUCGCGCGCCGCGGCGCGCGCGCGGCCACGGGCAAAGCGCUCGUCGUCGGCUCGGGCGGCACCGCGCGCGCGGCGUGCUACGCGCUCACGAAGGGCUUCGCGCGGCGGACGGGCGCGGGCUUCGACCUCCUCGUCUACGCGCGCGACGUCGCCAAGGCCGAGGCCCUCGCGGCCGCGUUCGGCGGCGAGGCCGUCGCGCGGCUCGACGGCGUCGCCGUCGACGCGGUCGUCUCGACCGUGCCCGGCGACGUGGGCUUCGUCGCGCCCGACGGCCUCCUCGACAACGAGCCCGCCGUGCUCGACGUCGCCUACAAGCCCGCGAUGACGGCGCUCCUGGACCAGGCCCUCUCGCGCGGCUGCCCGGUGUCGCAGGGCGCGUCCAUGCUCGUCAAGCAGGGCGUCGCCCAGUUCGAGCAGUGGACGCGGCGCGUCGCGCCCGAGCCCGCCAUGCGCGCCGCCGUCUUCGAGGGCGUCGACGAGCUCGAGGCCUGA